Molecule: messenger RNA, 2360 nt
Organism: Fopius arisanus
Lineage: Eukaryota; Metazoa; Arthropoda; Insecta; Hymenoptera; Braconidae
Gene: PGS1
Product: Phosphatidylglycerophosphate synthase 1
Exons: 7
Coding region: 597-2153 (518 amino acids)
Biological process (GO): cardiolipin biosynthetic process
Cellular component (GO): mitochondrion
Molecular function (GO): CDP-diacylglycerol-glycerol-3-phosphate 3-phosphatidyltransferase activity
Source: RefSeq, a predicted model, not a curated record
AUCUUAGAAUUGUUUUGUUAAUAAAAAAAAUAUUAUUAUUGUUUCUUUAAAAAAUUGUUCUGCUUCCAAAGUAUUGAUAAGUAUUGAGGAAGAUGGCAGUUUACAGGUGGCUGUAUAGGCAGAGAAAAAAUAAAAUUUGUCUGAAUUACGUUAAACGAUCGACUUUUUAUGUGCAAUUAUCAUUUCUCUCUUCUAGGUGCUACAAAAAUCGUUUCCUUUUUUCACAGGAAUGCUCUCGCCUCUGAUAUUUCUUUGAAAAAGCUCAUUCUUUCAUUCUUUCAUUAUUUCCUUGUUCUCAAUUAAGAGGGUCUUAGGUACGCGCGAUUAAUGAUUGAUCGAAUAAGAAUUCAAUUUUUGAGAAACAAUGGGUUCACCCUAAAAAAUAAUUGAAUUAAAAAUUUUACACCAAUGGCCACUUAAUUAUAAAAAAAUCGAAUAAAAAAGACGUUUAACUUUUGAAUGUGAGUAUACUCGCGAUGUUGCUUCAUGUGCUUCAUCCAGAGUUUCAUAACCUUAAUUAUUGAUUAAAUUUUUCCCAAUCAGUGACAAUCGUGAUACAAUUUUUUUACAAUAAUCACUCACAAUUAGGACUACUGAUGUGGAGUCCAAUUGUUUGCAUUUUGAACCGUGGUACUUCGUUUCGAUCUCGACAAGGUCUGUGUUCAUUGACACAAAUAAUAGAGAUCGACUCGAGAUUCUACAGUUUCAAUUCUCGGAGUCAUAUUCAAGAGCUUCCUGGGGAACAACCUGACAAACUGAAAGGUGCAAAGUGGAAAAUCAUGGAAAAUUUUGAUUGGUUGCGUGAAGUUGCUCCGGCUUUUCCAGUAGACGGUGAUAAGGUUACCAUAAUUCAUGAGCCAUCAGUAUUUUAUACGACAUUAGUCGAGAGAUGUAAAAACGCUGAGAGGAGAAUAUCCUUGGCAUCACUUUAUUUGGGUGCCCAGCAAUUGGAAGAGGACUUGGUGAAAUCUAUAAGGACUUCGAUAGACGCCACGAAUGGAAAUAUUAAAAUUAAUAUCCUCUUGGAUUACAUGAGAGGAUCUCGGGGGAAAAUCAACUCCCGAAAAAUGCUACUUCCUCUGCUCGAUGGGACCACUAGUGAAAAUUGUAAUUUAUUUUUCUAUCACACCCCUCAACUCCGUGGAAUAUCAAAAGCAAUUAUUCCUCAGCGAUACAACGAAUUGAUUGGUCUCCAACAUAUGAAAAUCUACAUUUGUGAUGAUUCCCUCAUUAUCAGUGGGGCCAAUCUCAGUAACGAUUAUUUCACGAAUCGUCAGGAUCGUUACUUCUUGAUUGAAGACUGCAAAGAACUUUGCGAUUUUUACGACGAAUUAAUUCAGAGAGUUUCCGCAUUUAGUUUUCGUCUGACUCCCGGGGAUAUCAUGUCCUACAGCUCUGAAUCACUCCAUCAUCCUCUGAGAGGUUCAGUACGGACAUUCAAGGAAACCGUACGAGAAAAAAUUCAGUCAUUAAGUUUAAAAGCUAUGGGAGAAUUUAAUUCUUUGAAACCCGUAGAUUCCGAUACUUGGAUAUUUCCAUUGAUCCAGAUGGGGACAUUCAAUAUCCACCAGGAUAGUGAAGUAACAUUAAAUCUUCUGAAAACAGCCCCUCCGGGAUCGCUUCUCAGAAUCGCAACAAGUUAUUUGAAUUUAACUUCAGAAUACAGAGAGGCGUUAAUCCGACACUGCGAGGGUACUUGCGAACUCCUCACAGCACAUCCCUCUGCCAACGGAUUUUUUGGAGCGAAAGGUGUAGCUGGGGGAAUCCCAGCUGCAUAUACACUUAUUGAAAAAUCGUUUUUCAAAGAAGUUGAAAGAAGAGGUUUGGACCAUCGAAUAAAAUUGAGGGAGUACAUUCGUCCUGGUUGGACGUAUCACGCCAAAGGUCUUUGGUACACUCUCCCAAGUCAUAAGAGACCGUGCUUCACUCUCAUUGGAUCCUCCAAUUUCGGUUACAGAUCAGUAAAAAGAGAUCUCGAGUGUCAAAUAGGAUUAGUAACACGGAAUGAAGGUCUCCAGGAAGCUCUUGAAUACGAGCACAAUCGUUUAUUCAAGAAAUCUGAACCAGUUACCACUCAGACAUUCAACCAACGCGAUCGAAUUCCACCCACUUGGGUUUGUGCUGUAGCAACAUUAUUUCGUUAUUGGUUCUGAGUUAAAGAAAUUUUAGCAUUAGACAAUUUAUCAGCUAACAAAAAUAAUAAAAUUCCUCAUGACGAGAGAACAAACGCUAAUUCCAUUAAUAAUCAUCCACAGGUUGCAUUUCAUUUCUUUGUUUUUCCUUUUUAUCCUAAGUAACAUCAAUCCUGUAUCGACGUAGAUUGAUAUAUAAUUUUUUUAUUUGGGCAUCAGAUAUCCGAU